Molecule: messenger RNA, 687 nt
Organism: Durusdinium trenchii
Lineage: Eukaryota; Dinophyceae; Suessiales; Symbiodiniaceae
Source: the annotation of a GenBank genome assembly
CAGGAACCAAUCGACCGGCUUCAGCGGCGAGGGCCUUUGUGCCCCUCGAAGUGACGGUGAACGAGCUCGUCAAAGUCGAGUCACCCAAGGACACUUGGAGAUGGGUGAGGCUGGCCUUGGUGGGCGAGAGGGGACACCGGAGCGGCGGGCGCCGGGUCAGGUGGUUCGCGCGAACCUGCGGCCGAAGGAUCACCUCAGUGGCGGCUGCAUCGCUUCGGAGACUUGUGAGUGGAUGAACCGGGAGGGCUUGAAGAGCUACAAAUGCAGCUUUCGAUACCAUUCUUGUCUUGGAGGACCGACAGGAGCAUCCGCUGGCUUUGCCUCGCAAGGCAGGCAGCGGAGUUGCGGGCACCGGUUCAGGGGGGCCCGUGCACCUGGUGGCCGGGCCAAACGGCUUGGUCCCAACUGGGCCAGAGGAGGUGAACAUGCCGCAAGAGGUGCCGCGUUCCCUGCCUGAGGGCUACAAACCCGUUUGGGGUUGAAAACUCUUGAAGAUCUUCGUGUCGCUGUGACUUGCUAAAGACUAGCAAGUUUCAGGGUUUUCCAUCUUGGGCUCCAGCAUUCCAUGGAUUGAAUUCGGUUCAAUGGAAUUCAUUGCAUUGAGUUCUUACAGGCCGAAACUUGAUGGCGUGGCCGAAACAUUCCGGCAUGAGGAUGUGGCGCUGCUUCGGAGGUGAACCUGGCCAA